AUGAACCUCGUGGGCAGCUACGCACACCAUCACCACCAUCAUCACCACCCGCACCCCGCGCACCCCAUGCUCCACGAGCCUUUCCUCUUCGGCCCAGCCUCGCGCUGUCACCAGGAGCGGCCCUACUUCCAGAGCUGGCUGCUGAGCCCAGCUGACGCUGCCCCGGACUUUCCUGCCGGGGGGCCACCACCCACAGCCGCUGCGGCCGCCGCCGCCUACGGUCCGGACGCUAGGCAAGGCCAGAGUCCCGGGCGGCUGGAAGCGCUCGGCGGCCGCCUGGGCCGGCGGAAAGGCUCAGGACCCAAGAAGGAACGGAGACGCACGGAGAGCAUUAACAGCGCGUUCGCAGAACUGCGCGAGUGCAUCCCCAACGUGCCCGCCGACACCAAGCUCUCCAAGAUCAAGACUCUGCGCCUGGCCACCAGUUACAUAGCCUACCUGAUGGACGUGUUGGCCAAGGAUGCACAGGCUGGCGACCCCGAGGCAUUCAAGGCUGAACUCAAGAAGGCGGAUGGCGGCCGCGAGAGCAAGAGGAAAAGAGAGCUGCAGCAGCAUGAAGGCUUUCCUCCUGCCCUGGGCCCAGGCGAGAAGAGGAUUAAAGGGCGCACAGGCUGGCCGCAGCAAGUCUGGGCGCUGGAAUUGAAUCAGUGA
This is a messenger RNA of Cynocephalus volans (Philippine flying lemur), 651 nucleotides long. RefSeq names its product heart and neural crest derivatives expressed 1 (gene HAND1). The transcript is spliced from 2 exons. Gene Ontology annotation, biological process: regulation of transcription by RNA polymerase II; heart development. Gene Ontology annotation, molecular function: RNA polymerase II transcription regulatory region sequence-specific DNA binding; protein dimerization activity; DNA-binding transcription factor activity, RNA polymerase II-specific. The record is from RefSeq and is a predicted model, not a curated record. NCBI's taxonomy places the organism in Eukaryota, Metazoa, Chordata, Mammalia, Dermoptera, Cynocephalidae. The coding region runs from base 1 to 651 and encodes 216 amino acids.